This is a messenger RNA of Photinus pyralis (common eastern firefly), 1851 nucleotides long. RefSeq names its product venom carboxylesterase-6-like. NCBI's taxonomy places the organism in Eukaryota, Metazoa, Arthropoda, Insecta, Coleoptera, Lampyridae. The transcript has 9 exons. The coding region runs from base 45 to 1778 and encodes 577 amino acids. The record is from RefSeq and is a predicted model, not a curated record.
UGUAUAAAAGCAGCCACAACUCAAACCCUGUUAUUCAGUGUACAAUGCUCAAAACAUCAAUAAUUAUCUUAGUAAGUGGUUUGAUCAUAUCCACAUUGGCAUAUGGUAAAUUUCGUAUCGUGAAAAUGCCCGAAGGGCGCAUUCGUGGUGGUGUGGGAGUAACUGAGAACAAACGUCCAUAUUACUACUUCACUGGAAUACCGUACGCCAAGCCCCCGGUUGGUCAACUCAGAUUUGAGCUGCCUGUGGCGGCUGAGGCUUGGAGAGGAACUUUAAAUGCCACCGGCCCGCACAAUGUUUGUCUUCAGUUCGCAUCCAAAAGGGAGACCGACAGGAUAGUUGGAAGUGAAGAUUGCCUUUACCUUAACAUUUACACACCAAAGCUGUCGAAAAAGAAGUCUGAUCUUUUACCUGUUAUGUUCUUCCUCGAAGGAGAGGAUUUUGCUUAUUCGAACCCAAAUAAGAUUAAGUACGGGCCGGAGUAUUUGCUUAACAAAGAUGUUGUGCUGGUCACAGUGGGCUAUCGAUUAGGACCGUUAGGCUUUUUCCUAACGGCCGGAACCGCAGUGAGAGGUAACAUGGGUUUGAAAGACCAGGCGUUUGCUUUGAAGUGGGUUAACGAACACAUUCACCAUUUCGGUGGAAAUCCCAAAAGAAUUACAUUGUUUGGUAGCGGUUCCGGGAGUGCUAGUGUGCACUAUCACAUGAUCUCACCGUUAAGCAAAGAUUUUGUAAACGGGGUGAUUACUCAGAGUGGAACCGCUUUUAACUCGUGGGCGUUGACUCCGAUCCAAGUCGUGGGCAUUAAUUGCAAGAUUAUAUCAGGAUUUGCCGGUUGUACGGCGAGUGUCACCGUCCAGGAAAUGGUGAAGUGCUUGAGGGGGGUUGACGCUAAAACCAUCCUAAACGCAACGUCUCAGCUUUCGGACUAUGGCAUUAGUGAGGUGUUCAAACCGGUCUUAGAAUUUCCGCCGCAACCGGGGGCGUUUGUUGUAACAGAUCCAAUACGCAGUGUCCGUGCUGGACAAGUGGCGAACGUGCCCAUCAUGAUGGGUAUUGCUACCGGAGGCGGCGUUAUCCAGGCAACAAAUCUGCUCAAGGAUCCAAAUACCUUGCAAAAGUGGCGAACCAACUUCAAUGAGAUGGCAUCGCAAGCCUUACAUUACAAGGACACGGCUAUCGUUGCCGAAAAGCCAGUCAUCAGUAGCCACAUUAAAGAAUUCUACUUUAACGAAACCGAAAUCGGCAUAGCUUCUAAAGACAAUAUUAUAAACAUGUUCACCGAUGGGCUCUUCCUGGAAGGUCUGCGAAGUAGCCUCGAUCUGCACAUGAAAUAUCACAAACAGCCGAUUUACAAUUACCUCUUCGGCUAUCGCGGAAGUGAGAGCUUCAUUAACAGAACAAACAAUGGUAAGGUUAGAAGCUCUCGAAUUGCGUCUCCAAAGCUGCGUUUUUUAGAAGUGACAUUUAAAGACGAACUCCUUUACCUCUUCAAAAAUGACCUUGACUUUCCCAACUACAUCCCCACAAAAGCAGACCUAGAAGUUACCCACCUUCUCAUCGACUUGUGGACCAACUUUGCGACCUACGGCGACCCCACACCGAACGAAUCGUCCGCCAAGAAGUGGUUACCAGUCCAUAAGGGCGAAGAGUACUAUUACUACAUUCAAUCGGCGACCGAUAUUGAGUUGAAGAAAGGACUGUUUCCCGAUAGGGCGCAAUUUUGGAGAAGUUUAGGACUUGAUAGUCGAAGAAAGGAUAUUCGUGAUAAUUUAUAGACUGCUAAGUUAUUUAUUUUAUUGCAGUUUUUUGUACUGCCAUUAGAAUAGUCGAAUAAAAAUUUUUAUCUAA